AUUAAUAUUUCAAUAAAUCUUUGAUACACGGGCAAACUAGCAUACAGUAUUUUAAACAUGGGAGAAAGCGACGAUAAACAAAAUAAUCCACAUUUUCAGAUAAUUCGCGAUCCGAACUUGGCAAAGAAUCGAAUUUUUGUGGGAAACCUGCCGACAUGUACACGUGAAGAAUUGGAAAGUAUUUGUCAUCCGUACGGAAAGGUGUUGGGAUCUUUGGUUCAAAAAAAUUUUGGCUUCGUUCAAUUCGAGUCGGAAGAAGUGGCUAACAAAGUCGCAUCAUCACUAUCCAGAUCAAUUUUCAAGGGAAAUAUAAUAACUGUUAGAAACGCUGCGUCUAAGCAUACUCCUAAGCGACAGGCUACUGAUACUGCUGGAACUUCAAAUAUGAACGCUGGUCACUACAGUGGAGGAGAUAAUGUGACCGCUAAUACCCCUUCAAACCUGAAUCCAGAUUACAAUGAUUGCGAAAUUAUUGUGAUUGACCGACGCAAUACGAAAUAUGCCGAGUACAUUGAACAACGGCUUAAAGAUAUAAACUUAAGAGUGGACGUGUUGUUUCCAAAUGAGGAUGUGCCUCUCGGUAAAGUACUCAUUAAUAUUUCCACUAGGGGGUGUUUAUAUGCCAUAUUGGUUACACCCCAACACGAAGAGCACAACAGCAUAACAGUUAACAUAUUGUAUGGCCAGCCUGCAGAGCACCGAAAUAUGCCGAUGGAAGAUGCAAUACAGUUAAUAGCAAAAGAUUUUCGUCAAAAGAUGGCUACUGAUGCGUCCAAGAAAGCAGCAUUUGUUCCAGCUUUAAAUAAAGCUGUGCCUGUUGCGCCCAUUGGUGUUCCAUCGUUGAAAGAUCGGCACCCUAAUGCGAUCCAAAUACUAAUUAAUUUGCUUGCUGACAACAUGCCACUUACAGUUCUUCAAUAUGAUAAAAUAAUAAAAUACCUUCAAGAGCGUCGUGACCUACAAGUAAAAAUAGAGCUAGGGGAUGCCGCUGAUAUAGCCACUAAAGUUCCCGAUCCUGAAAUCGAGUUACAGAAGAGGAUCCUUGAUAUUAUGAACAAACCGUCUGUGGCAGAAACGCAUUACAAGCUAUUGUACCCAUCUUUGGAAGCCGUUAAAUCAGACUACCGCGUAAUGGAACUCCUAAAAGACGUUCGGGUUCAAAAAGCACUGGAAUCUUUAAUGGAUUCUAAUCUUGUCGGCACCGUAGAAAACUAUAUGAAGUUUUAGCUAUAAUCGUUUUAUUAAUAUAACAGCUGCAAACUACGUAAAUACAUUUAAGUAAUCUAUAUUUUA
Messenger RNA from Rhagoletis zephyria (snowberry fruit fly), 1293 nucleotides. RefSeq names its product nuclear receptor coactivator protein neosin (gene Neos). The record is from RefSeq and is a predicted model, not a curated record. Gene Ontology annotation, molecular function: RNA binding. NCBI's taxonomy places the organism in Eukaryota, Metazoa, Arthropoda, Insecta, Diptera, Tephritidae.